Messenger RNA from Plodia interpunctella (Indianmeal moth), 1312 nucleotides. It is a transcript of the gene Zfrp8, whose product is annotated as Zinc finger protein RP-8. Gene Ontology annotation, cellular component: cytoplasm; nucleus. The record is from RefSeq and is a predicted model, not a curated record. NCBI's taxonomy places the organism in Eukaryota, Metazoa, Arthropoda, Insecta, Lepidoptera, Pyralidae. The coding region runs from base 198 to 1283 and encodes 361 amino acids. The transcript is spliced from 6 exons.
AGAGCACAGCACUUAGUUGUCAAUGUCAAUUUCUGUUAUCACCUGUUAGCACACAUUCAUUUUCAAUUCGACAUGUUGGUUCUAGACUAAGACAGCUAGACAAUGUGGAAAAGUUAAACAGUGGAGUGGAAACUUAAACAUACGUUAGAAUAUUAUUCUAUUUUUAUGUUACGUUGUGCUAUCUUUUUGAAUACAUUAUGAAUAAAAAUAAAAUUGAUAUCGGCGUACUGGAGGAGAGAAGAAGUUGGCUCUUGCAUCCAAAAUUUUUUCCAAGUAAAGUCGGUGGCAAACCUGCAUGGUUAGAUUUGAAGAAUUUGCCAAUCCCAUCUGAGCUCUCUUGUAAGAAAUGUAAUGACCCUUUAGUGUUUUUAUGUCAAAUUUAUGCACCGUAUGAAGAAUCUGUACAUAGUUUUCAUCGAACAAUUUUUGUUUUUAUAUGUAGAAAUGGACCUUGUUGUCAAUCAAAUACGACAGAAAAUUUCUUAGUGCUGCGUUGCCAGCUACCUCGGAGAAACUCUUUCUAUUCAUAUGACCCUUAUGAAGAAAAUGAGGACGAGGUUUUUCCCAUGGAUAAAUAUCCAAAAUUAUGUACUGUUUGUGGCAUCCGGGCUCCUUCGCACUGUGCUAAAUGUAAAAAAGUAUUUUAUUGCAGUCGAAAGCACCAGAUUUUAGAUUGGCAAAAAGGACAUAAAGAACAAUGCUGUGCUUUACAGAAUUCUAUAAUUUUUCAGAAUGAUACUUCAUGUAAACUGAGUAACUUUAUGGUAACUGAAUCAGGAAAAACUAUUUUAUUCAAAGAGUGGGAGCUCCUUGUUGAUGAAGAAGAGGAGGAAGACCAAAGCAACAUAGAUGUUAAUCAAGAAAUGGAAAAAUUGAAAAAGAUGAUGCAGGAAAAGAAAGCAGGCAGUUUACAUAAUGUAAGUGAUAGUGAACUAGAACAGUACACCAAGACUUUGCCAGAAGACAAGGUUUUCAACAAAUUCAGUAAAAGAGUAGCUAGGCAUCCAGACCAAGUACUCAGAUAUGAAAGAAAUGGACAGCCUUUAUGGAUCACCGGAAAUUUUGAUAAUAGUAUAAUAAAUAUACCAGCAUGUCAGUACUGCAAUGGAGAAAGACAAUUUGAAUUUCAGAUCAUGCCCCAGCUGCUCAAUUUUAUUGAUGUUGGUAUAGAUUUCAACAGUAUAGACUGGGGGGUGCUGGCAGUAUACAGUUGUAAAAAGAGCUGUGACUUGGGUCCUAGUUAUAAGGAAGAAUAUAUGAUAAAACAAGAUUUGUCUAAUUGAAACUUUACUAAAAUAAAUUAUUAUUUACA